Messenger RNA from Rhinopithecus roxellana (golden snub-nosed monkey), 311 nucleotides. RefSeq names its product tryptase-like. The transcript is spliced from 2 exons. Gene Ontology annotation, biological process: proteolysis. The record is from RefSeq and is a predicted model, not a curated record. NCBI's taxonomy places the organism in Eukaryota, Metazoa, Chordata, Mammalia, Primates, Cercopithecidae. Gene Ontology annotation, molecular function: serine-type endopeptidase activity. Bases 38 to 295 code for a protein of 85 amino acids.
CGAGGUCCCCAUCGUGAGGACCCGAGCUUGCGAGAGCAUGUAUCACAAAGGCCCCGUUGUCCAUGGCCAGGGCACCGCCAUCAAGGCUGACAAGCUGUGUGCAGGGAGGAAGGGGAAGGGCUCCUGCCAGGGCGAUGCUGGGGGCCCCCUGGUCUGUUACUGGGUGGACACCUGGCUCCAGGUUGGCGUGCUGAGCUGGGGUGUGGCCUCCAGGCAUGGGGACUACCCCGGUGUCUACACCCGAGUGAUGACCUAUUCCUCCUGGGUCUGCCAGCACAUCCUGCUGGAGCGUUGAGGAGGCUUUAAGAGCU